AUGUCUCAAACCAAGAAGCUAACCUUCGUCAUAGUCGGCGGUUCUCUGGGUGGACUUGCGACAGGCAUAGCCCUCAAGGCACUGGGUCAUGACACCACUAUCUUAGAGCGUAAUCCAAACCCUUUGCUUGAAGAGCAAGGGGCAGGCAUUGUGGCAGGUGGUGACACACUCGAGUUCUUCAAACGGUAUAAUCGGUGCGAUCGACCGAUUGCGGUCACGUCGCAUCGAAGACAGUAUCUUGACAGGGAGGGAAACAUUGUUCACAAGGAGGAUAUGAAGCAGAGCAUGACAUCAUGGGAUCUAGCGUAUUAUUUGAUGCGAGCCAAUUACGACGGCACAAGCAGCGCUCACUGUCAAGCACCUGAACGAGUUCCUAGUCAUGGUAAAGCACUCCACCUUCACGACCACAAAGUCACCAACCUGAAACAUGAAGCCGGCGGUGUACGCGUUUCCUGGCAGAAAAGAAAUGGCGAAGAGGGCAGCAUUCUCGCCGAUAAAGUCAUCGGCGCUGACGGCCCCAGCUCCACAAUCCGCAAAAUGCUGCAGCCCGAAGUCGAGCGGAAAUACGCCGGCUACUGCGCCCUCAGGGGCACCGUCUCCGAGGAAAGAGUCAGUGACAUGGCACGGGAGGCAUUCACCGACCGCUUCACCUUCUUUCACGGCCCCGGUGUGCAGAUCCUCGCCUACGUAAUCCCGGGGAAAGCGGGCACGGUCGAGCUAGGAAAGCGACUUAUCAACUUUGUCUACUACACAAACUUUCCCGAAGGCUCGCCGGAACUAGAAGAAAUUAUGACGGACAAGGACGGCCAGCGCAGGCACAUCACCAUGCCUCCCGGCAUGACGGAUCCUACAGCCUGGAGGAAACAAUGCCAAAUAGCCCGCCAGCGACUGCCCCCGCAAUUCGCUGAAAUCGUUUGCGCGACGCAGAAGCCGUUCGUACAGGCCGUCACGGACGUCAUCAGCCCCGAGCAUGAAUUCAUGGGCGGGAAGGUGGUGCUCAUCGGUGAUGCACUGGCAGGGUUCAGACCGCACACCGUGGCGUCCACUUCACAGGCGGCAUUCGACGCCAUGAUUUUCGCGGAUUAUGUGGAGGGGAAGGUGGAGAGAGAACAAUGGAAGAAGCAGACGUUGGGGUUUGCUAGGUUGAUCCAGAGGAGGGGUGUUGAGAUGGGAAGGAGGAGUCAGUUCGAGGAGCUUUCACUACAGGAAUAUAUAGAGGAUCGGAAUGUUGCGUCUACGCCCAGGGAGCAAGAGGUUUAUCCAGAUUGGGCAGUUUCUGCUUAG
Messenger RNA from Pseudomassariella vexata, 1284 nucleotides. Its product is annotated as monooxygenase. Gene Ontology annotation, molecular function: FAD binding. The record is from RefSeq and is a predicted model, not a curated record. The transcript is spliced from 4 exons. Bases 1 to 1284 code for a protein of 427 amino acids. Lineage: Eukaryota; Fungi; Ascomycota; Sordariomycetes; Amphisphaeriales; Pseudomassariaceae.